CCUUUGCCGUAUGAUGAGGUUUGGGUGCAGCCACCUUCCACCCUUCCUCUCGCUUGGGGGUCGACACAAACCUCAUAUGAGACUGCCCCUCGAUCAGAUCACCGCGGCACGGGGAUGGGGCCGAUGUCCUCCCUCUUGGCGGAUCCCAAGGGGGGGAGGUCUGAUCCUAUUCGACUGCACUUGUCCCCGAGUUGCACAAUGGACGCGUCGAGAACAGUUCUCGUCGACCAUAGCACUCGCUCGCAAGGUGGGGUGUCCGUGACAAUGGAGGAUGCCCGUGAAGACGGAGCGGUGACACAACGGCCGCUGAUGUCAUCAUCCGCAUGCAGGGUGAGCCACGCCGUUUCGCCGUCCCCCUUCGAUCCGGGACGAUCGCCAUUGACGCACAACGGUCCUGCGGGAACGUUGACGAGAGCGAGUGUUGCGGAGUCCCCCCAGGUGAUUGAGAGGAUCAUAGCAAGGUAUUCGAGGAUGCGUACCGACGUUCAAGCGGAUGACGGAGGUGCAGAGGGGGCAGAGGCUGAGGAAGUGGUUGAGGGGGAGUGCACGGAUGACGAGGACGAAAGCGAGGAGGAUGACGACGUUCUGCUGAAGGAAGUCACACCGAAGACCACGAAGAAGAAGACAACAAAGAGUCGUGGGAAGUCGAAGGCGAGAGACGGUGGAGGUGAUGGUGAUGGCGCGGUGGGUGGAGGAAGGAACUCAAAGAACUGGGAUUCGGACGACUCGCUCCUCCUCGUCUGCUGCAAAAGGGACCUUGACGAUCACAUGGCCAGCCAGGGUAGCAACUUCGCGCGGAUGAAGACAAAGACGCAGAAAUGGAAUGAGAUAGCAAGGCGUAUGGCCCAGCAAGGGCUCACGGACAAAGAUGGAGAGUCGUGCAUGAAGAGGUGGGAGAACAUCUUCGGGUGGUACAGGAAAAUCUGGGAUAGGGAGAAGGACUCUGGCCUGUACGACGCCAUCCACGCGACGACACCCAACAAUCAGGCCAUACAUCCGCCUAAUCUGUGUGACACUAGUGGACUCCCUCCCUUGCAAGCGGAUGAGAGUGAGCAGAGCCAGGCUAGAGGUGCGACAAUCGGCGGGGAAACGUCGGCGGGCGACAACAUGGAAAGGGAAUCGGCGGACGGCUAUGGCAGCAGGUCUUCAGGGGGAACUGCUGCGGGGAAGCGGAAGAACGCGCGGCAGCUCGCCUUCGAUUCUGUGACGGACGUGAUGAAGACCCAUUCGACGGUCGUCGCUGAUUUUGUGGAUCGUGCUAGCAAGCGCCAAUGCGAUGUGUUGCAGCGGCAAUGCGACAUCAUGGAAAGGGAGGCGAGGACGCAGGAGAAACAGUGCGACAUGCUGGAUGUUGUGCGGGCGGCGCGCGGUGGGUGGGACGGCUUCGUGAAGUGCGGUGUUAGGGAUUCGGUUGAGGAGCGCGCGUUAACUUCACUUGGGGGCUUGGAGGACAGGGGAGGAGGGGGGGGAGGAGGAUUGUUUGGUGGUGGGUUUGCCGACUGUGAGAUGGAGGUUGAGGUGGCGUUGAGGGGGCGGGUUCUCAGUCGCUGCAUCAUCUUCUACGAGACGCGACACCACCGUGGCAAGGACUACGGCAAGGACUUCGGAUUCGAGGACGGGGUUACAAGACAAGGAGUCCGGCACUACGAGGUCGACGCGGAUGGAGACACGUGUCUCCAUAUCAUAGUCGGCUAUCGAUAUGGCAGGGAGCUCCUCAAGCAGGUGGUCGUCUUCGCGCGAAAGGUGGGCACGGCAAUCCCCGACCGUUGGGUGGGAGGUUCGGACGUCUUGGCGGACAUCAUCGACCUCCUAGUGUCUAACGUGGCAAUGGGGUGCGCAGGCCGUCUCGAUGAGUUGGCGACGUACAUCGUCCACGCUGAGCCUCCUUUCGCCGAUCGGUCUUACUUGCAUGGCGAAGUGCAGAUCGUCCUCGCUGACAUCUGCUGAUGUCAUCGACAACACACACGGCGUGACCGACGGUAGACGUCUCCGUGCAGCGCAGCUCCGGCG
Chara braunii is the source of this 2010-nucleotide messenger RNA. The record is from the annotation of a GenBank genome assembly. NCBI's taxonomy places the organism in Eukaryota, Viridiplantae, Streptophyta, Charophyceae, Charales, Characeae.